CUUAGCGCCUGAAGUGACGACAUUUCAAUGAGUCGGCGCUGACGUAAUCACGCCGCGCUAUGGACAAUAUCAUUUACAGCACAAUUUCUGCGAAAGGAACAGCUCACUUGAACAUUCAGCCCCAGGGAUCCAAACAGGCUGAAGCAUUUGUAAAUGCUUUUCUCAAGAAUAGUUUGCCACGGUUGGGUACUGAGCAGAUUCAGACACAUUUAAACAGAAAAGCUGUUAUUCUUGAGCAUAUCUUAAAGAAGCGUAAGAAAGAGAAAAAGAAGAAAGCAAAGUGUCUAUCAGCCAAAGAGAGGCGGGAGUUGAGAAUAUUUGAACUUAAACCAGAAGAACAAAGAUAUGAAUUGUUUCUCCCUUUGCAUGAGUUAUGGAAGCAAUACAUUCGUGACUUAUGUAAUGGCUUGAAAUCUGAUACGCAGACACAGAUGAUCCAGACCAAAUUGCUCAAGGCAGAUUUUCAUGGAGCCAUUGUGACAGUGGUGAAAUCUAAAUGUCCCUCCUACGUAGGGGCUACAGGUAUUAUUUUGCAGGAAAUGAAGCAUAUAUUCAAGAUUAUCACCAAGGAAAAUAAGCUUAAAGUUAUUCCCAAGCAAAAUAGUAUCUUCAGUGUUGAAAUCAACGGCUUUGUUUCCUAUAUCUAUGGAACCAAGUUUCAGCUGAGAUCAAGUGAACGCUCUGCCAAAAAGUUUAAAGGAAAAGGAAGUAUAGACCUUUAAAUCCAGAGCUGUGCAGCUGGUGUAACUGCAGACAUUGACUCUCUAGCUUGGCUUCAUUGGAAGUGAUGUGGCCUUGUAUGUUUAACUGUAUGAAUAAAAACAUGAAUUGAUUAUCUUGCCUUGUAAAACUUUUUUUUAAAUAAAACAUGCAAUGCA
Stegostoma tigrinum is the source of this 878-nucleotide messenger RNA. RefSeq names its product POP4 homolog, ribonuclease P/MRP subunit (gene pop4). Gene Ontology annotation, biological process: tRNA 5'-leader removal; rRNA processing. Gene Ontology annotation, cellular component: ribonuclease MRP complex; ribonuclease P complex. Gene Ontology annotation, molecular function: ribonuclease P RNA binding. The transcript is spliced from 7 exons. Bases 60 to 722 code for a protein of 220 amino acids. NCBI's taxonomy places the organism in Eukaryota, Metazoa, Chordata, Chondrichthyes, Orectolobiformes, Stegostomatidae. The record is from RefSeq and is a predicted model, not a curated record.